GUCAUGUUGCUAUGGUUACAGGAUAGCCCCGGCUCGUUUGGUUCAUUCUGUUGUAACUCAAGCGGUGGAAAGUCUUAAAAAAAACGCCGAGCUGCAUCUACAAGACCGACAAGGUCCGACAUCGUCUCCGUGACCUAAGCAAAUAGUAUCUACCGGCCGGUGUUGGUCAGACAUGUCCGGCGACCUGGCGGCAGUGUGGGAGGUCGCGCUCAGCGAUGGCGUCCAUAGGAUCGAGUUCGAACACGGCACGACCACCGGGAAACGGGUGAUACACGUUGAUGGCAAGGAGGUGCUGAGGCGGGACUGGAUGUUCAAGCUGGUGGGGAAGGAGACUUUCACUGUGGGCAAACUGAACACCAAAGCAACCAUCAACAUCGACGCGGUCAGCGGGUUCGCCUACGAAUACACCCUGGAGAUCAACGGCAAGAGCUUAAAGAAGUACAUGGAGAACAGGUCGAAGGUCACCAGUACCUGGCUGCUCAAUUUGGAUGGAGGCGAUUUGAGGGUGGUCUUAGAGAAAGAUACCAUGGAUGUUUGGUGUAAUGGAGAUAAGAUUGAGACAGCUGGUGAGUUUGUGGAAGAUGGCACGGAAACACACUUCACUCUUGGCGACCAUAACUGCUGUGUGAAGGCUGUGAGCAGCGGGAAGCGACGAGACGGGAUCAUUCACACGCUCCUCGUGGACGGUGUAGAGAUUGCCGAAUGCACAGAGUGACUUUGUGUUGAGGGGUUUGUUUGUUGGCUUUUUAAUUCCAAGAACAACAAAUGUUUUACACUGCUGAGGGCACAGGUCACUUCUUUGAUAUGUUUGAUGUACUAAAUAGCUACUGAUGGGGAGGAGAGGAUACCACAAUAUUCUGUCACACAACAAACAUAUCUGCUGUAUGAACAUUUUACGUGGCAACAUUGUGAAAACACAGGAAUAACUUUACUGUACUUGUGCUGUACGUAGAUUAUAGAUCUAUUUAUCCCGGGGUGUCCCGAUCCAAUAUUCAUGUCGGUCUGAUAUCAGUUAAAAAAAACAAGAAACAUACGGCACCUUUACUCCAAUAAGCACACAGGUUUGAUCUUUCCUUGUAUUUUAGGGAAGUCAUUUACAAAAGAUUAACAUCGUAUCGGCUUCUAGCAGCUAGCAGCUACACAGCAGCUAAGCAAACAAGCAAGUCAUACCUAAUAAGUGACCCCCCCAUUGAACAAUAUUGCACUCCUUAACACCACAUUAGUGUAUGUAAACAAAUAUCAACUAAUUAUAGUUGUACAAUGUUAUUGUACAAUUUAUGCAUACGUCUCCAAGGCAGAAGCUUAGUAGAAUAUAUCUAGUAACAAAAGUGUGCGCAUGAAUUGUUGUGGCCACCAAGGGGCGCCAAAAGUAUGUACUAUGAUUCGUGCUGAUAUCGUAUUAAAUUAAAGGCCUACUGAAAUGAGAUUUUCUUAUUUAAACGGGGAUAGCAGCUCCAUUCGAUGUCAUACUUGCUAAUUUCGCGAUAUUGCCAUAUUUUUGCUGAAAGGAUUUAGUAGAGAACAUUAUGAUAAAGUUCGCAAGUUUUGGUCGCUAUUAAAAAAGCCUUGCCUUUACCAGAAGUAGCAGACGAUGUGCGCGUGACGUCACAGGUUGUGGAGCUCCUUACAUCUGAACAUUGUUUACAAUCAUGGCCACCAGCAGCGAGAGCGAUUCGGACCGAGAAAGCGACGAUUUCCCCAGUAAUUUGAGCGAGGAUGAAAGAUUUGUGGAUGAGGAAAGUGAAGGAAUAGAAAAAAAGACUAUACAGUGGGAGUGAUUCAGAUGUUAUUAGACAAAUUUACUAGGAUAAUUCUGGAAAAUCCCUUAUCUGCUUAUUGUGUUACUAGUGUUUUAGUGAGAUUAUAUGGUCGUACCUGUACAACCUGAAGGUCUGCCCCGCACCUUUCUUCAGCACCAGUCGAUGCCCAUCCCUGCCUUUCGCAAGGGACCCUCUUCGAAACACGAUCUUUCAAAAUGAUCGCUGCAUAAUACACUGUACUUUGUGUGUGUGGUCCAAUCCAACCGUGUUCGCUUGACCGCUCUGUUCCAUAGUAAAGCUUCACCGUCAUCUUUUGGGAAUGUAAUGGUAAAUGGUAAAUGGGUUGUACUUGUAUAGCGCUUUUCUACCCCUUUUUAAGGAGCCCAAAGCGUUUUGACAGUAUUUCCACAUUCGCCCAUUAAACAAUGAAACACCGGCUGUGUUUGUGUUGCUAAAGGCGACCGCAAUACGCCGCUUCCCACCUACAGCUUUCUUCUUUGACGUCUCCAUUAUUCAUUGAACAAAUUGUAAAAGAGUCAGCAAAACAGAUGUCCACAAUACUGUGGUAUUAUGCGAUGAAAAGAGACGACGUAUAGCUGUGAGCGGUGCUGGAACAAAAUGUCCUCUACAAUGCGUGACGUCACGCGCACGCGUCACCAUAUCGAGACGUUUUAGUAUGAGACUUCCGCGCGAAAUUUAAAAUUGCAAUUUAGUAAACUAAACCGCCCGUAUUGGCAUGUGUUGCAAUGUUGAGAUUUCAUCAUUGAUAUAUAAACUAUCAGACUGCGUGGUCGGUAGUAGUGGGUUUCAGUAGGCCUUUAAUAUCAAGACUUCAGGCUCCAAUCACACAUCUAUCGUGGAAAAGUUGUAUCGGGACACCCCUACUAUUGAUUCUGUAAUUGUUUAGAAGAUUAAGUGGCAUUUACUAGGUCUGCAGCGAUCGAUUGUUUUAGUAAUCGAGUAAUCUAUCGAUUAGUUUGUUCGAAUUUUCGGAUAAAACACACUUUAUAAGCUCAAUGUGUCUUAAAAAAACAAGAUUUUUCUGCCCGUCAUAACCUUCAUUCUUUUUUCAAGAAUGAUCAACAUUGACAGUGCACUUGUAACAUGAUUGCAUUGAUAACAUGUUUUAAUAACAACUGCUGUUCGCCAGUUCUCAUGUGCACUGUGCUUCAAACUAUGUCCGCAUAUUUAAAAUUCCCGGCAAACCAGA
Nerophis ophidion (straightnose pipefish) is the source of this 2970-nucleotide messenger RNA. RefSeq names its product Fas apoptotic inhibitory molecule a (gene faima). Gene Ontology annotation, biological process: canonical NF-kappaB signal transduction; negative regulation of extrinsic apoptotic signaling pathway via death domain receptors; positive regulation of neurogenesis. Bases 173 to 715 code for a protein of 180 amino acids. Lineage: Eukaryota; Metazoa; Chordata; Actinopteri; Syngnathiformes; Syngnathidae. The record is from RefSeq and is a predicted model, not a curated record. The transcript is spliced from 5 exons.